AUGGUGGGACUCAAACCCUCAGAUGUUCCUCCUCCACUGGGGGUGAAGAUGGCGAGUGCCGGGGCUGCAGCCUGUGUGGCCGACCUGAUCACGUUCCCUCUGGACACGGCCAAAGUCAGACUGCAGAUUCAAGGAGAGAAGAAGGGAGUGGAGGGGAUCCGCUACAGAGGGGUGUUCGGGACGAUCAGCACCAUGGUCCGGACCGAGGGGCCGCGGUCUCUGUACAACGGGCUGGUGGCCGGGCUGCAGAGGCAGACCUGCUUCGCCUCCAUCAGGAUCGGCCUCUACGACAACGUCAAAAACUUCUACACUGGUGGCACAGACCAGGCCAGUAUUUUGGUGCGGAUCCUGGCCGGCUGCACCACAGGCGCCAUGGCGGUGUCGUUUGCUCAACCCACCGAUGUGGUGAAGGUUCGGUUCCAGGCGCAGGUGAACCUGGACGGCGUGGCCCGGCGCUACACGGGCACCAUGCAGGCCUACAAACACAUCUUCCAGAACGAGGGCAUGCGGGGACUCUGGAAAGGCACACUACCCAACAUCACCAGAAAUGCGUUAGUGAACUGCACGGAGCUGGUUACAUAUGACCUGAUCAAAGAGGCCAUCCUCAAACACAACCUGCUGUCAGAUAAUCUGCCCUGCCACUUUGUUUCUGCGUUUGGUGCCGGCUUUGUCACCACAGUGAUCGCCUCCCCUGUGGAUGUGGUGAAAACCAGAUAUAUGAACUCACCCCCAGGCCUAUACAAAAGCGCCAUCAACUGUUCCUGGAUCAUGAUGACUAAAGAGGGGCCGUCGGCUUUCUAUAAAGGAUUUGUGCCCUCAUUUCUGAGGCUGGGAUCGUGGAACGUAGUAAUGUUUGUCACAUUUGAGCAAAUCAAGAGAGCUAUGAUGGUCACGAAGAAGCGGUACGAGGAAGGAAAUUGAGAUUCCUGUGAAAAGUUUGAAAUUCGGGAAAUGACUUGGAACCUCGAUGAAGAAAUUGCAUUUUUUAUAUUCUUUUUUGUCUUUUGGUGACAAAGAAGAAAAUCCUUUGUUGAAAAAGGAAUAUUUGACUUCAUGUUGAACUGAUGUAUAAACAAAAUGCAGUUCCAUCUUUAUAUUUAUAAUUUUCCUAAUUAACCCAUUUGAAAUUAAAUGGGGCUCAAGGGUAACUCCCCUUUAAGAAGUUUACACUUUAAAACCCCCUUGUUGUCUUCG
Messenger RNA from Notothenia coriiceps (black rockcod), 1194 nucleotides. It is a transcript of the gene ucp1, whose product is annotated as uncoupling protein 1. The transcript is spliced from 6 exons. The record is from RefSeq and is a predicted model, not a curated record. The coding region runs from base 1 to 921 and encodes 306 amino acids. Gene Ontology annotation, biological process: transmembrane transport. NCBI's taxonomy places the organism in Eukaryota, Metazoa, Chordata, Actinopteri, Perciformes, Nototheniidae.